Molecule: messenger RNA, 795 nt
Organism: Botrytis byssoidea
Lineage: Eukaryota; Fungi; Ascomycota; Leotiomycetes; Helotiales; Sclerotiniaceae
Exons: 4
Coding region: 1-795 (264 amino acids)
Source: RefSeq, a predicted model, not a curated record
AUGCCACCGAAGGAAGAGCAAUCAAAGAGAAAACAAUCUGCCGCAACUCGCGAGCCAGCUAAACUAGCUAAGAAUCGUCGAACUAUUAAGCCACAAGAAGAUAGACAGGCACUGCAGCAAGAUGUCGAAGAGCCAGAGGUCAAGGCAGAACCAAUGUCAGAAGAUGAGGCACCACUUGCUGUUACACCCAGAAUUAAGGUCGAACAAGGACAUGAUGAUGACGCCGAGGCAGAUGACGAAGCUUCAGACCUCCAGGAAGGAGACGACGUGGAUGAACGGCUGGAAUCUUCUGAGAGCGGGCCGGAGGAAUUUGACGAUCCUGAGUAUCACGAAAUACGACGCAAACGUAUUGAGGUAUCGCCGUUGCUCAACUUACCGCAAAUUCCUCGUUUGAUCGAAACUCUUCGUGGUGAUGGCAGUAAUACUUCGGAUCAACGCCUCACAGCUAGUUUCGGAACGAACAGGCUCCCGAAUUUCUUUGAUGAAUACGGAACCCGCCAUCACAUGCCCGUCGAGAUCUUCAAGCAAAUAUUAGACUGCCUGUAUCAACAGAAAGAUGACAUUACCGCUACUUCGGUAUCUCUUACCAAUGUUUUUAAUUACGGACUUGUAUUCGAUAUCUUUGGACUCAGUAUGUGUGAAAGAAUCAAUGAUUUACUACAGCUUCGACCAGUGGAACUAUGGGAGACGAGUUUUUUCGAACUCCCAUUUCUUUCCGCGCUAUCCUCGAGGCCUAAAGUUUGCCUUCGACGUGUUCUUCAUUCGUGGUUUCCAGAACGUCUCACGUGGAUCUAG